UGUCGCGCACGGCCACCCACCCCUCUAGGCUGUCAGGCUGCGGCUCCAUGGCGGCAGCGACCGAGCGGGGCCUAGGGAGCGAAACAGAAAGCUGCCCGCCUUAAAGGCGCCGCGCGCACCUCGUUGCGUCACCGGCAGCGCACGCACCCAUUGGCUUAAGACUUGACAUCUCAAGAGCCUCACUGAGGAUACCAAUGUCAUCCAGAUCUGGCAGUGCAAGAGAGGAUGAAACUAGUGAGCAGCUGCUCGGCCGUUCAGCUUCCCCACCAGUCCUAGAAGCUAGUGAAACUGAGGCUGAAGGCUUGAUAUUUUAUCACAUGGAUCUUUAUGGAUCAAAGGAAAGGUUUGAUAUCUUUCCUGAAGAGCUGUCUGGUCAAGGAGACAGAUCUAUGGGGGAUAUGAAAAGGGACUCUGCACCAAGUAGUGAAAAUGUUCGGCACUCACAAGAACCUGGAUAUGAUUUGGGAAAGGAGGUUGCAGAGUUGGCUAAGAUGUAUGGAAUUGAUGAGGACAGAGAAAAAGAGCUUGAGCUUCUUGGAGGACAUACGGAGAUGGUGGAGAGCAGAUGGUCACCUGCUCGCAUAGGAAAAGCAGGAUCACCAGGCUCCCUAUAUAAUGCAUCAAAAAGCAGCUCUCCAGCAAGAAAUCACAGUCAAAGCCCAAAGCAAGAGGGACAUCCUGGCAAGACUUCUCAAGAUGAAGAACAGAACAAAGCCAGAACAGAGGAUGAGAGCCCCAUAUGGUCCAGAGAGGAGCUUAGCAGCAGCAGCAAGUCAGAGGAGUGGAACAGUCAGGCUGUCAGUGAGGAGGAGGAAGCUGCAGAUGUUUUUUGUUCUACCUGCAAGAUACCAAUCCGAGCAUUUGACAAACUGUUUGGUGAACACAAGGAUCAUGAGGUGGCUCAGCUCCCUGGUGCUGUGGAAAGUGAAAAGGAAGAGAUUCAUAAAAACAUGUGCAAGUUGGAAGAGCAGAUUGCCCAGGUGGAAAACUUUGCCAGUCACUUGGAGGAAAUCUUCAUCACUGUAGAGGAAAACUUUGGGAGGCAGGAGCAAAACUUUGAGGUGCAUUACAACGAUGCAGUGCAAGUGCUUGCUCAGAAGUAUGAAGAACAAUUGGAAGCUCUAGGGGAAGAGAAGAGGCAGAAGCUGGAAGCUUUGUAUGAGCAGCUAGUCACUUGUGGGGAACAUCUCAACACCUGCAAGGAGCUGACAGACACAACACAGGAGCUUUGCCUGGAAAACGACAAAGCCAGUUUUAUGAAGGCAGCAGUAACCAUGGUUGAGAGGCUGGAAGAAUUCUUGAAGAAAGAAGUGGAUUUAGAGCUAUCAACACAUCCAGAGUUUGAAGAGCGGGUCAUAGAUUUCUCAGAAGUUGAACAACUAAUGAACUCCAUUAAUGCAAUCCCAGCUCCUUGUGCCCCUAUGAUCAAUCCCCAGGCUCCCAAUGCAGCAACUGGCACCUCACUGAGAGUUUGCUGGAGCCUCUUCUCAGAUGACACUGUUGAGUGCUACCAACUGUGCUAUAAACCAGUAAGCCAUGAGAGGCACAGCGAUGAACAAUCAGAGCAUAUGCUAAAAGUCAGAGAAACGUACUGCACCAUUACUGAUCUGCUGCCCAACACACAGUAUGAAUUUUGGGUCAGUGCUUUAAAUGCCUCUGGUAUCAGUCCACCAAGUGAGAAAGCAGUUUAUGUAACAGCUCCUUCACCACCUACUAUAAAGACUGAAAAGAUCCGAAGCUGUGAAAAUGCAGCACUGGUGUGCUGGGAAUCUAGAGACCUUAACCCUGUUGAUUCCUACACAGUUGAGUUGUCCAAGAUGACAGAUGAAGAAAACAGCAAUAACAUUACUGAAUCUAUUGUUGGGAUUCCUAACUGCGAAGUCCUAAUUCACCUCCAGCCAACACAAAGCUAUCGCGUCUGUGUAAGAGCCCUAAACCUGGGCGGUUCCAGUGAGAGAAGCGAACCUGUCCUGAUACACACCACAGGCACCUACUUCUGCCUUAACGAGGACACAGCCCAUCCUUUACUGGCGAUUCUAGAUGAUGGAUUUACAAUUGCAUGUGAUGAACUGGAAAACCCAGAGUGUGAUCUGCCUGUCUACGAUAACAGCUUUACAAGGUGCAUUGGGAUCCUGGGUAGUCUGAUCCCAUUUCCAGGAAAGCAUUACUGGGAGGUGGAAGUUGCAGAAGAUACAGAGUACAGAAUUGGUGUGGCUUUCGAAAACACUCCAAGACAUGGUUAUCUGGGGGCAAACAACUCAUCCUGGUGCAUGAGGCAUAUCAUCACACCAUCAAGGCACAAGUACGAAUUCCUGCACAGUGGGAUGACACCAGAUAUCAGAUUUACUGUGCCCCCCAGAAGAAUUGGCAUCCUGCUGGACUAUGAGAACUGCAGACUCUCAUUUUUCAAUGCAGACAUUGCCCAGCAUCUUUAUACCUUCAGCUCCCACUUCCAGCAUUAUGUCCACCCUUGCUUUGCACUGGAAACACCUGGUAUCUUACAGAUACACACUGGGAUUGCAAUACCCCCAUGGGCUGCCCUCCCAUAACCCCUGUUCUGUAGCUACAUCUAUGGAUAACCUGCACUGAGUGAUGCCCUUUCAGCAUUAGCUGCUCCAUCAUGGCUCCUGUAAGCCUGCUCUCUCCCAAGAGAACAAAGCAACCCUGACCCAAAACAGCUGCCAGGCCUGAGCCCUUGUGACAGCUUCUGUCCUCUUAGGAUCUUACUCAGCAGAAAGCCAUUUUGAUUAGAAGAUCCGUCAGCAUUCACUUCUCCAGAUAGAAACUGACACCAUCUUUUUGGUGAUGCUGUCACCAGGCAGCAGUGCCAGCUGGAUUGCUGGUGCCCCAGUACCCAUCUGAUGCCUAGGGAACUCCUCUGUUCCAGACCAAUCAUUAAUUCCACUCUUGAAUCUGAUGAAGAUCUAAAAUUUCAAAGGAAAACGAAAAUAGCAAAAGGCAUUAUCACUGUACAGUUGCUAGACAGAGCUGAAAAUACUCCGACCAUGAAGCUGAUCUCACCAUCAAGAUUUUUGUUGCUACAUGAAGUCUGCGGCACAAGAUUAUCAAAUACGCCUCCCCUGUGUGUGAACUGUUGGCGCCUACCACACACAGUGAGGCUCUCUGGAAUACCCAAGCAUGCACUACAGUCUGAAAUAUUAAAAGACAUUUUUACAGAA
This is a messenger RNA of Pogoniulus pusillus (Red-fronted tinkerbird), 3179 nucleotides long. It is a transcript of the gene FSD2, whose product is annotated as fibronectin type III and SPRY domain containing 2. The record is from RefSeq and is a predicted model, not a curated record. Gene Ontology annotation, molecular function: protein binding. NCBI's taxonomy places the organism in Eukaryota, Metazoa, Chordata, Aves, Piciformes, Lybiidae. Bases 195 to 2549 code for a protein of 784 amino acids. The transcript has 13 exons.